UGUGAUUAGCUUGUGUUGUGUAUUUUUCGUAAUAUUAUUUAUUUUGUAUUUAUUUUAUUUACCAUACCAUGUCAUCUUCAAAGGUAUCUCAGUUAGGUCUCGACGAUAUAUCCAACAUUGACAUCACAUUGAUGAUGCUCAGAAAACCAACUGAAUUGAAAAAGGUAAUCGAUUCAAUACCCAAGCCGGUGAGAGCGGUUCCAAAAAAUGGACUACCAUUGUGGUAUAAAUUGGGCCUGGAAUGCAAACUGCCGGUGCCCAGAAUGCCCGUUGGAAAAAUUAUAUUCGCAAGAGGAAAAAUUGGCGAAGACGUGCGGCGUCUCGGUCUCGGCGGUAGCGGCCCCCAGCCAACCUUCGACCUGACCGACCCUUACUGCAACAACGUAUCCUAUGACUAUGUGCCCAUGCACGAUCCACACCUCGCGCAUCAUUUCGCACAGAAAACAACCAGAAAUAGAAUGAAAUUCCUCGGCUUUUGCACUAAAGAUGGUAGAGCUGUUUGCUCUUUGAAGGAAUUCAAUCAGUACAGAAAAUAUUUAUAUAAUCAGUUUAUGGAUAGAAUACAUCAGGAAAUGAAGCGCUUGGAUGAACGAGCGAGAGACGACUUGACCCUAAAGCGAGUAGAUGCGGACGUGGCUCGCAGGCUUCAUACAUUCGCAAAAGCUGAGAAAUCUAGAGAACAUCUUGAGAAGGUGGCGCAAGAACAUGCUGAUGAGUGGGCAGAGAAAAGGAGACUUGCCAGGGAACAAGAAAAGAAGAUUCAGGCUAGAAUGCAGUAUUUAGCAGAGUUCAACGAAAAACAACGCAAAGAAAGGGCUUCACGUGCUCACGAGAAACAGAAUAGAAUUAAGCAAAGAGUGCAAGCAGCAGCCGAGAUGGAACUACGAAGGAAAAUCACCAUGGUCCGGCAGUGGAGAACGAACGAGAGAAAAAGAUUGAGCAGGCUAAAGCACGAGAGAGAAGCAAAACAAAAACGAUUAGAGGAAGAGGCAAAUAACAAAUGGACGGCGCGCGUCACAGCGCAGAAUCAGAAGAUACAAGAAGAAGCGCUACUUCUCAAGUUGUAUACAGAAGACAUGACCGCAGGCGCUACACGACGAGCAAAGAAAGCUGAAAUAUACGCGUAUAAUAACGACUUAGAACUACAACGCAUCAGGCUUGCGAAUUGGAAACUGAUACACGGAGGUCACGCGAAGGCUGCCAAACUCGUCAAAAAGAUGGGCCUCGAGUUUGAAAAGUCAAAACGUGGCGCCAAGAGCAUGAGUUCAGAAUUAGCACAACAGUUAGCUGCUGAAGCUAUGUCUGCUGCUGUCUCGACUCUUGGAGACCCACUUAUGACCUUAGGACAAGCUCGGGCGAGGAUGGACAUGGAAACUGUAUUGCCGUCUCCACCAAUUAAACUUCUUGAUGAGAUGCUUGAAAAUGCGGUAAUUGAAUUUGCUCGGCGGCGCGUCAACUUGCUGCUCCGUGACGUGGAACGGGUGGUGCGCUCUAGAGCAGCACACGUAUUUUUCUUAAAUUACCGACCAGAGAAAUCUAAAAAAGGUGCAAAGAAAACUCCACGGUGGUCCGUUCAGAUUGCUACAGAACUCGCUCGACAGUACGUGAACGUACGAGGUGCGUCCAUACUCUUUGGGGAAAUAGUGGACAUACCACCCGAGACUACUACCGAUUUGGAAAUGAAGAGUGUUAGAGAUCGACCACCAACACCAGUUCCGUCGAAGUCAAAGUUGGCGGAGGUGACAUUCUCAGACCGAGUUGAAGAUCUACCUGAUCCUGUGUCGGUUGGAAGUUAUCUGCCGGAACGCAGAAGAUUGCUUGAAAUGGUGAACGCUGCCGCCAAACUUCUAUCGAGAUCUGUAAGUCAGAAGGUGCAGAAAGGCAUGGAUAUAACUAUCGGCAAAGUAACACUACCACACAUGAGACAUCCAAUGGAAUGGGGCGAGGCUGUGGAAGGUCUUUCCUCUGCGGUGGUCAACAACCGCGUACACGGCGACUGCGCAGAUGUCCGCCGCACCAGCGAGUACCUCUCGCAUCGCAUCUUACGCUCCCUGCUCAUUGAGAUGAAGCACGAGAAACAGAGGGGUAAAAGCCCUGUAUCAUCUGGUUCGGACAUCGAAAUAAAAGACUUCUACGUGCCUGGACAAGUAACGAACAAUAAUGCACAUUUAGAAGACGACGCACAAUAAUGAAUAUCCAUUAUAAACGUUAAUGAAAAAUUUCAUUUCGUCUAGAAACUUCAAUUAUGCGGAAUCGUGAUAAAUUGUUAUACAGAAAAAUAUAUUCAAUUUUUCAAUUACAAUUUCUUAAGUCUUUGUUUGA
Achroia grisella is the source of this 2322-nucleotide messenger RNA. RefSeq lists its product as uncharacterized. The record is from RefSeq and is a predicted model, not a curated record. NCBI's taxonomy places the organism in Eukaryota, Metazoa, Arthropoda, Insecta, Lepidoptera, Pyralidae. Bases 69 to 2189 code for a protein of 706 amino acids. The transcript has 13 exons.